Molecule: messenger RNA, 1387 nt
Organism: Arabidopsis thaliana (thale cress)
Lineage: Eukaryota; Viridiplantae; Streptophyta; Magnoliopsida; Brassicales; Brassicaceae
Product: von willebrand factor A domain protein
Exons: 1
Coding region: 194-1102 (302 amino acids)
Source: RefSeq, marked reviewed
AUUACAGAAGGAAAAAGAGCAUGUGCAAGUGCAACGGUGAUAAGCGUAUUCUAGACAAAGACACGCGUAUCAACCCAACACUUGUCAUCUUCAGAGUCCCUAUAUAAACCCCUUCACACACACCUCUCUUCAUUAUUCUUCAAAGCUCCCACUAAAACCUAUUAAGAGAGAAAGAUAUAUACAGAGAGAGAUCAUGGACGGUAGGGGAGGUUGUUGCAUAGCCAGAUAUGGUGGUUACGGUGGUCGCUACGGUCUCUCCAAAGCAGAUCGAAUCAUGCUUCGUUUUCGUCCCAUUGCUCCUAAACCGGCCAGCGACGGUGGAAGUGUCUCUCUCACCGGGAAGAGCGGCUCCACCACAACUACAAGUGGUGGAAGCUCCGAUCUCUCAGGUAAAUCUGGGAGAGGAAAGAGAAAGUAUCAAAAAGAUUGUUCCGGUGGGAACUCCCGAAGGUGCAAUAAGAAGAAGAGAGAUCUAAGUGGAGACACUGCUACUACCACGGCGGUUACAUUGUCUCUUUUACCAGAGACGCCUGAGAAACGAGUUUUUCCAGAUCUGAAUGCUUUUCCGGUGGAGAAGCAGAAGCGAAACGGUCCUUUAUGGCUGAGUUUCAACGGCGGUGGUGAGAUUUUAACGCCGUACAAAACGGCGGAGAUAUCACGAAGGACGGUGGUGGUUUCGUCGUGUGUGACGGUUGAGCGUGUGACUGACGCUUGGAUCGACGGUUAUGGAUUAGGGGAGACAAAUCAGGAGAGGAAGAUGAAUCUAGUGGAAGACACGUGUCCUGGUUUUAUAUCGGACGGUGUAGGGAGAGUCACGUGGACCAAUGAGGCGUAUAAGAAGAUGGCUAGAGAAGAUAUUAAUAUUCCGAUGGAGGAAGGUGUACCGGAGGAUAUUAGUUACGAUAAUUUUCACGUGAACGUACGGUUAGUGAUGAAGGAGAGGCCGAUGCUAACGUACCCAGCUUUCACAUGCAGAGUGAGAUUACAGUACACGUGUCAAGAUCGAGAAAGAGGAUCCGUCACGGUGCCUUGUGACGUGUGGAGAAUGGACGGCGGUGGUUUUGCGUGGAGGCUUGACGUUAAGGCAGCUUUGUGUCUGUGACGUUCUUUCAUUCGCCACCGUUGGAUUUACAAUGGUGAAAAUGAUGAAUGGUCCCGAUCGUAUCGUAUCACACAUGGCCCUUCGUAGAACUAAAAAUAUAGCAAGUGAUAAACUUUGGUUAUUUAAUUUUCACCUUGAACAUAUGUUUCUGUGUUUUAUUUUUUAGUUUGCUUUCUUCUUUAGUUAGUAUUUUGUUUAUAAAAUGCUGUUUUCUCUAAAUUGCUAAUCUCAAAUUUAUGUUUUUUUUUGUUUUGCUUAAAAAUUUCAAGAAAGUUGUAUAUAUGU